Messenger RNA from Lolium perenne, 1206 nucleotides. Lineage: Eukaryota; Viridiplantae; Streptophyta; Magnoliopsida; Poales; Poaceae. The record is from RefSeq and is a predicted model, not a curated record.
AUGCCGGAUGACUGGGAGUGGGGCUUCGUGCCUUUUAGCUCCACCAACCCUCCAACCGACGAAGCGAAGGACCGCUUCCCUCGCAUCGAAUCGGAUAAGCGAGGUCCUUGCCGGAAGCGCCCGCUGGACAAGGUUGACCCAGAUCCUUACGUCCCUUGGACGGAUCUCAAGAUGGGCCGCACGCACACCUCAUGCCCUGAUGCUUCCUCAACUGGCCCCCAACCACAGGUCCACGAGCGCGUGGUUCCCCUUCAGGCCGAGGUAGGCCAGGAAUUCCUGGACAAGCUCGCCUCCGAGGGCAGGAAGAACAAGGCCCCGGCACCAGAUGCUGGAUCAAGCCAGGCCCCUCCAGCCAAGCGCCCCCGGACGGAAAUCCUUGGAGGCAAGGAAGUAGGCAAGAGGCGCUACAAAAAGAAGACCAUGCCUGUCUCUUCCGGCCCUGCGCUCUCGCUCUCCAAGGGCGCUACCGGUACGAUGCCGGGGAGCUCCGAGGGAACGGCCAGGACCUCGUCCCCUCCUCGUUCAAGCCCGGUACACCUAGGUACCGGCAGCCCUUCUGCCUCCCCUUUGGGAGGCACUCCAAGUGCGGGGCGCGCGGUCCCUACAACUUCUGAUCACCGCGCGGAGGAGGACCUUGUCCCUCCUCCAAACACACAAGAUACCGGCGCCAGUAACAUCGGCGCCGACACUGAAGCUGCCGGGCGGGCGGAACCUCAAGUUCCUCCCGUCCGGAAAGAAAAGAAGAAGAAGAAGAGCUCAUGCUCUUCCCCCUCCAAAGCCGUGCCGGACUCUUCCGCACCGGCAAGCUCAACACCGCCGCCAGAAGCUCCUGUUCUUGAGCCAACCGGGGCUACGCCGCCGCCACCACCGGAAGCUCCUGUUCCUGAGCCAGCUGGGGCCACGCCAACACCGCCGCCGGAAGCUUCUACCGCCAAGCCCACCAGGGACGCGCAGAUGCCACCGCCAGCCCAAGGACCCUCUGCGUCCAAGCCAACGCCGCCGCCAGAAGGUGCCAAGCUUCGCGUGUCCGAGCCCUUCAAGGGGAAAGGCACGGCUUCCGGCCCGCAGUCCUUGGUGCUGCACGCCGGCCCCGCCGCUGUCGUGGCAGGAGAGAGGGCUACCGGCCUCCUUGGCCGGAUUACGGAGCUGAAGCGCGAGGGCAAGGAGCUGGAGCACCUGCUUGAUUACGCUGAGAAGUGGAAUUAG